CUGAGUCACCAUCUACGAGCGCGCACGGGACGCUCCGCACCCGCCGGUCCAGGGCUGGAGAGUCCCAGGCUACGCGUCCCCUUGUCCGCCCGGGGACCUCCAAAAGGUGGGAAUGAGGCCAGCCCACCGGGUCCUCUGGAUGAGAAGAAACCACCGAGGCUAACUGGCUCCGCGCUGCUCCGGGACCCGGCUCUUCUCGACCGGACAAAGCGAUGAGCAGAGAAGGGUGUGGGGGGCGGGUGGGCGCCGAUGUGAGAGCGUGAGCCCCCUGGAGCCGGGCCGGGACCUCUUCAGCCUCCUUCAGGGGUUAUUUUUUUCUAAAUCUUGCCCUACUUGGUCAGGUCACCUACUCGGCCUUGGCAACUUCUUUCUUUCAGUCUACGCAAAUAACCUUCCAGGGAUUUAACUCCAGUUGGUCGCGGAUACGUUCAGGUCACUUACCUUGAAAUGCAGCGCGCUUGCGCGCGCACGCACACAUACACAUACACACUCAGACACACGCGUCCCUGUUCGCCUCCGCUUUUCCCGCGGAACCAGCGGGAGGGGCUGGGGCGACGGGACCACGCCCUCCAUGCUGCUCUCUCCAAUAUCGGCCGGGACCCCUAGGCCCGUCCACUCUGCCAGACUCCUCUCCAGCGGGCGGAAAGCGCAGAUCUGAUCGCCCGCUGCAAGCAGCUUCUCUGGUCCAGAUCUGGACGCCGCAGGGAAUGACGCGGGUGUCCCCCGAGCCCCAGCUCUGGGCGGGGAGGGCGAGCCCCACAACCAGCCCCGCGAUGCCCUCCUGCGCCGAACCGAUAAGGAGCUGAGGACAGAAUCCGCUGUCACGGAGGGCAGCUCCCUGACAGCGCCGGGGACCCCCUGGCCGCGGGAGCUGCAGGGCAAGGCCAUGGAUCCAGCGGGCGGCAGCGCCCAGGGCUCGCUCCCGCGCCCCUGCCGCGUACUGGUGUUGCUGAACCCGCGCGGCGGCAAGGGCAAGGCGCUGCAGCAGUUCCAGAGGCUUGUGCAGCCCCUUCUGGCCGAAGCCGAAGUCUCCUUCAAGCUGAUGGUCACUGAGCGACAGAACCACGCGCGGGAGCUGGUGAGGGCGGAGGAGCUGGGCCGCUGGGACGCGCUGGUGAUCAUGUCUGGGGACGGGCUGAUACAUGAGGUGGUGAAUGGACUUAUGGACAGGCCAGACUGGGAGACUGCCAUCCAGAAGCCCCUGUGCAGCCUCCCAGGAGGCUCUGGGAACGCGCUGGCAGCUUCCCUGAAUCACUAUGCUGGCUAUGAGCAGGUGACUAAUGAAGAUCUCCUGACCAACUGCACACUGCUGCUAUGCCGCCGACUCCUAGAGCCCAUGAACCUUCUGUCCCUGCAUGCGGCCCCGGGGAUUCGCCUCUUCUCUGUGCUCAGCCUGGCCUGGGGCAUGGUGGCUGAUGUGGACGUGGAGAGUGAGAAGUAUCGGUGCCUGGGGGAGAAGCGCUUCACUGUGGGCACCUUCUUUCGCUUGGUGAACCUGCGCACCUACCGGGGCCAACUGGCCUACCUCCCCAUAGGAAGUGCUGUCUCCAGUAAGACGCCCGCUUCCCCUGUGCUGCCGCAGGGCGGCCCUGUGGACUCACACCUUGCUCCCCUGGAGGAACCAGUGCCCUCUCACUGGACUGUGGUGCCCGAGCAGGAGUUUGUGCUGGUGCUGGCACUGCUGCACACUCACAUGAGCAGCAAGAUGUUCACCGCGCCCAUGGGCCGAUGUGCGGCUGGUGUUAUGCAUCUGUUCUACGUGCGCGCAGGGGUAUCGAGGACCAUGCUGUUGCGCCUCUUCCUAGCCAUGGAGAACGGGAGGCACAUGGAGUGUGACUGCCCGUACUUGGUAUACGUGCCUGUGGUUGCCUUUCGCCUGGAGUGCAAGGAUGGGAGGGGUGUGUUUUCUGUGGACGGGGAGUUAUUGAUCACUGAGGCUGUGCAGGGCCAGGUGCAACCUGACUACCUCUGGAUGGUCAGUGGUGGCAGGGAGUCUCCACCCCCCCAGGAGCCCCAGCAGAAGCCACCCCCAUAAAAGCCCUUAUAGACCCUAUGGGCCCUGCAGUGCCUUUGUCUGCUGGCGUAGGCUGAGAUCAGGGCUCUUCCCACCCUGGAUGGAAGGGCCUGUCCAAGCUCACCUGGCGGUGAUGGGGACUCUUCUGAAGAAGGUGAAAAGGUGGGGGAGACUCUGCUUUGGGAGGACCAGAGGCCAGAAUGGAGCCCCGGGCAAGAGCCCCACUGACUGGGCUAGCUGCUUGUGGAAGGCAGUCGCGUUUGUUCCAUGAAUCAAAUUCGAAUAAAGUGAUGAUCCUA
This is a messenger RNA of Chinchilla lanigera (long-tailed chinchilla), 2313 nucleotides long. It is a transcript of the gene Sphk1, whose product is annotated as sphingosine kinase 1. The transcript is spliced from 6 exons. Gene Ontology annotation, cellular component: intracellular membrane-bounded organelle; cytoplasm; membrane. Lineage: Eukaryota; Metazoa; Chordata; Mammalia; Rodentia; Chinchillidae. The record is from RefSeq and is a predicted model, not a curated record. Gene Ontology annotation, biological process: negative regulation of apoptotic process; sphingosine biosynthetic process; cellular response to growth factor stimulus. The coding region runs from base 887 to 2035 and encodes 382 amino acids.